Molecule: messenger RNA, 1243 nt
Organism: Coturnix japonica (Japanese quail)
Lineage: Eukaryota; Metazoa; Chordata; Aves; Galliformes; Phasianidae
Gene: CLRN3
Product: clarin 3
Source: RefSeq, a predicted model, not a curated record
AGGAUAACUUGAAGCUUGCACACAGAGCAGGUUCCAGGGAGCAAAGGGAGGAACAACCUUAUACCCAACAGGGCCAAAGGAAAGGAAACCUGAACCUGUAGAAAAUCCACCAGCCAAAAUGCCAACCAGACAGAAAACACUGAUGUAUGGAGGUGCUUUUUUGACCAGCGUUGCAUCCUUUGUCGUCAUUUGUGCCGUUCUGGGAACGCAGGGGUGGAUGGACAGUGAGGUCAGCUUCUCUGGAGGAGAGAACUCAACCACUACUGUCAGCCUCACAUAUGGGCUCUUCCAAGUGACCUGCGCUCAGGUCAUCAAUGAGGGGCUGCAGAUCUCAGAUAGCAAUUUCCAAGUUGUGGAUGCUCUGAGAAGCAGUGGAACAAAAGGCAUCAACACAGCCAUCAUUGUGCUUCUGGUUCUCAUCUUGCUGAGCUCCCUCCUGAGCGCCGGCUUUACGUGCACCAACACUGUGAGCAACCCCUACCAGACCUUCCUGGGACCCAUCGGAGUCUACACCUGGAACUCCAUAAGUGGAAUCCUCACUCUUUUGGUUAUGAUACUUUUUCCCAUCAACGUAGAAGGCAAUGGCAUGUCUCGGGAGUUGGCCAUCAAAUGCAUUUCUCUGGAGCUGGGUGACGUCGGAUCUAAACACAGGUACUCCUACUCCUACUGGAUCCUGCUGCUUAGCAUCAUUUUCAACAUUAUUACUAUCGUUAUCAUCUAUUUCUAUGACCAUGCAAGAUAUUCUAAGAAGAAGGAACAGGAAAGGCCAAUUGAAAACGCAUCAAAAGACGUCAUUCUGUUUUAAGGACAUUGCCAAAAUGAUGGUCUAAAAUAAAAUGACUGUUUAAUAUGGACAAUCCCGACCGAUCUUUUGUGUUCAGAUUGAAGUUAUGCGCAGUGCUGCAGCAGCAAGGCAAUGGCCCAUGCAAAGCAGCAGAGCAGCCCCGCAUCUACCUUUUUAAUUUGCAACAUUCUGCUCUGUGCACACAGUCCUGGAGAUGAGCACCAUGCAGAGCAGCCAGCACUUUCUGCUCCUUCUCUCCUACCUCUGCAGCUACAAGAACAAUGUUUUAUUGCACAGUUCUCCUUUGCAAUAGGACUGUCACAGCCGUACUUGGCAUCUGGCCUAUGAUGCAAGAGAUGCUCACACGUGAAGGAAAGCAUCUCUAGGAGGAGAUGCAAUGCAAGAGGCGACUUCUCACUAUUUAAGUCAAAAGAAUAAAGCUUUGGGAUUAAAGCAUUA